UCUGCAGGGGAUGUCACAAAUCCUUUCCCAGUGCCUUCUUUGCCAAACGGUACUUCCAAGCCAAGGAGACCUCAACUCCAGUUUGAAAAACAGCAUCCAGUGGAAUACUACAUCGAAGAGGCCAAGAGGCUGAAGCACAUAGCCGAUGCAAUGACCGACAGGACUGAAAGGGCCUUCCAGUACCUAGAUGCUGCCCUUUCCUUCAUUGAAUAUGGGAUUGCCUUGGAAUCGGACCCAACAGAACCCAAAUCGGCUUCCAGCGUGUUCAGAGGCACCAUAGAUCUCCUCAAAUUCAUCAUGACACUGAAAUCCUUUACAGAUGCCUCAGCAUCUUCACAGGACAAGAUCUUUGCUGUGUUAUGCAUGCGCUGCCAGUCCCUUCUGCACAUGGCAAUGUUCCGUUACAAAAAAGAUGCUGCCAUGAAGUAUUCCAGGAUCCUGAAUGACCACUUCAAGAGUUCUUCCAGAUCUACACAAGCACCUUCUCUGUGUGUUGCAAGAAGCACAGGCAUGACUACUUAUGCUGGCAGUGGCUACAGUGGGAACAGCACUGGCUCUUCAGUCACUGUUCCCUACAACAUCCCAGACAUCACCUCUGCCUACAUCAACAUCAGUUCCUAUAUCCUCUAUGCAUAUGAUAUUUGGGAAAAGGCCGAUGCACUGGCCGGGAAGAACAUGGAGUUUUUUGCUGAACUCAGCACAGCGACGUGUGCUCUGGCGCUGAACAGCAGCGUGACCGAAGCGGUACGCUACGCUAGGCAGGGUUUGCAGUGGCUGAGAUGGGAAACAGCUGCACCUUAAGGUGGGUGAGUACCUGGAACUUCUUUGCACUUUUGAAGCCUCAGUGACAGUCUGACUUGUUGAAUUAAUGGAUUCAAACCACCUGCAUAGGAGCACAAAUGGAGAUGGCAGGAACCUGGUUACAGUGGAGGAACUUUGAAGACCAGCACUGCCUCCAGCACUGACACCAAUACCUGCACCAACACCCGCAGUGACACUGAUACUGACACUGCCC
Molecule: messenger RNA, 1015 nt
Organism: Athene cunicularia (burrowing owl)
Lineage: Eukaryota; Metazoa; Chordata; Aves; Strigiformes; Strigidae
Product: AF4/FMR2 family member 1-like
Exons: 8
Coding region: 151-801 (216 amino acids)
Biological process (GO): regulation of gene expression
Cellular component (GO): nucleus; super elongation complex
Source: RefSeq, a predicted model, not a curated record